AUGUCUAUCAUCUUUACCUUCCCAUUUCAGACCAGCAUCGUCUUCACGCUGCUACCGAAACACUUCAAAACUGACAGCGCUGUCUUUGAUUUUCGACGUCUCACCUCACUGCUCUACGAAGCGGAUGUUGUGCAGAUUGUCUAUCAUGUCUAUGACGGCUGUGGUCGCUUCAAAGGGGCUGGAUCCUACCAGUCGAUCUCCAAUCCAAAGUAUCGCUUCAAGUUGACCAAAGGAUCUCACCAACUCAUCGCAACAAUACUCUAUGCCGAUACUAAGAAGGUCUCUUACUCUGCGAAAGACUCUGAUGCGUUGGACAAGCUGGCGCACUAUCCUCUCCUCGUUCGGUGGCCUCUUGUCGCCUCCAACGCUGCGUCAAUCAGCAAUACCGCCAACCCCACUUCUGCCGAAGGUUCAACGACUUGUCAACUCGUUUUGGAAGUCUCCACUAGUCUGGCCACUUUGGCAUUGGCAGAUGUGGACUAUGAGAGGACCUGUGCGCGGUUCGUUCAAAACGGCGGUGGUGCUCGUGGCGGUGAAAUCGAUGGAGCAAACAAAGCAGGAGGCGAUGACCAAAAUGUUGACUUAAAGUCUCCCAAGAGGGAUCCAAUAUUUGGAAACCUGCAGAAAUUUCCCACAGUACCUGGUCACCUUGCUGCUGGAGAAUGUGUGACAGAGGUCUUUGGGGUGGUUGAGGAGAAGUGA
This is a messenger RNA of Hydatigera taeniaeformis, 702 nucleotides long. NCBI's taxonomy places the organism in Eukaryota, Metazoa, Platyhelminthes, Cestoda, Cyclophyllidea, Taeniidae. The record is from the annotation of a GenBank genome assembly.